This is a messenger RNA of Diaporthe amygdali, 1929 nucleotides long. RefSeq lists its product as uncharacterized. The record is from RefSeq and is a predicted model, not a curated record. Lineage: Eukaryota; Fungi; Ascomycota; Sordariomycetes; Diaporthales; Diaporthaceae. The transcript has a single exon. The coding region runs from base 1 to 1929 and encodes 642 amino acids.
AUGUCUGCCGACCUCUUUGCUGAGUUUGGCAGCUUCAACUCGGGGACUCCGCAACAGUCCACCCAGAAGCCAGCCUUGUCCACACCCGCCGAUCCCUUCGCCUUCUUGUCGAGCCCUACGUCGCAUACCGCCUCACCCCAAUCCUUCCAGCCACCGUCACAACCAUGGUCCACGGUACAGAAUCGCCAGAGCGCCAACGCCGGCUGGGCGAGCUUCGGCACGUCCAGCCCAGCACAGAUAGCAACCCAACCUCCCAAGCCGGAGGCUGCGGACGACGAUGAGGGAUGGGGUGAUUUUGAGGAGGCGCCCUCAGCGACAGCUACGCAACCGCCGGUCUCGAUACCUUUCAGCGCUCCGCCCGUCACCACUGCCGGACAUGCGACUGCCUCGAACCUGCCGCCGAUGAGGGCUCGAAUCACUCGGGUCGAUACAUUUGACCUGAUGGCAAACAAACUGGUACCUACAGCGGGCGGGAAGGAGAAGUCUGAGUCGCAGCAAGCUCGCCCAUCAUUCGGUGCGACAGCCACAAGUUCGUCGAGCUUGUGGUCAUCGCCCCAAACAACGUAUCAAGCAGCAGAGCCGGCUUCGAAGCCCCCGGUAAACAAGGUCAAGCCGAAAGACAAUAACGCGGACGUCCUCUUCGAUGCUGACGAUUUCGACGGAGAAGCACCGGACGACGACGACGACGAUGAUUUUGGCGAUUUCGAGACUGGCUUUGAGGAGAGCAGAACAACGGUCAAAGUGCCGACCCCUGCCCAACCAGCAAUAGCAGAUCUCAUGUCUCUCGAUUUUGGGCCACCUUCUUCCCAGCCAGCACCCGCGCUCAAAUCAGGACCUACACACAGUCGGAAAGAACCACCAACACAGCUUCUGUCUACACUGAAUAUUGGUGGCCCACCGCACUCCCCCACAUCGCUGUACCCACAGCCCCCCAAAUCUCCGGCUUUCUCGGAUAGGAACCCCUUCCCAGGUCUCUCUGUCACUACGCCGGUAUCUGGCUCGUUCCCUCCGGAAUUGAAGGACGACGUGAAGAAGUCACCAGACCCCAUGACUGCGUGGCCAGAUGGUGAGUCCGCCACGGAAAAGGAUGACUGGGACGCAUUCGCCGACUUCCCACCUGAUGCUUCUAGUGCCACGCCAGGAGGCGAAGGACCUUCGGCUGUCUCCUCCAGCUGGGACUGGAAUGCCGUGGAGCCGUCCCAGGUGAAUCGCAAACCGUCUGCGCCAAAAGUCACUCCGCGCAAGUCCUCGGCUUCGGAAAGCAUCGGCCCACCGCCGACAAACAUCCCUCCCCCGUCCAUCCUCCUGUCAAUUUUUACUGAGCUGCUGGAAGAAGCGGAGACCAAGCUUUACAAGCCUACCGCCAACCAACCGGCAGUCGUAAAAACGCGGAUAUAUGCGGACCCUGGGACUCUGGCGUUCCUCAGGGGCUACAUCGUUCUCGCCACUGUUGCCGCACGUAUCCUGGUCGGUCGCAGACUGCGGUGGAAUCGUGACAAAUUUCUCUCACAGGGCAUGUCCAUCUCUGCUGCUGGGUCCAAGGGCGGCAUGAAACUGGCUGGCGUAGACAAGGCCCAAACCACUCGAGAGAAUCGUGAAGCCGCGGAUGUAAUUGGCCUGUGGCGCGACUACGUGGGAAAACUCAAGACUGCAGUAGCACAGGCCAAUAUCGGCAUGCAAAAACAACCUGUGAAGAUGGAGCCGCUCAAGGUUCCUGAGAUCAAUGAUCACAUGGCCGUCACCACCGCAAAGAUGGUGCCCACGGCGCCGAAAGCGUGUGUUAUAUGCGGGCUCAAACGAGAGGAGCGAGUCAAGGGCGUGGACACUGAGGUGGAAGAUAGCUUUGGCGAGUGGUGGGUCGAGCACUGGGGCCAUAGGACGUGCCGAAACUUUUGGCUGGGUAACGAGGAGAAACUACGGUCUCGAUGA